This is a messenger RNA of Closterium sp. Yama58-4, 1092 nucleotides long. NCBI's taxonomy places the organism in Eukaryota, Viridiplantae, Streptophyta, Zygnematophyceae, Desmidiales, Closteriaceae. The record is from the annotation of a GenBank genome assembly.
AUGGCGCACUGGAGCCCGUACGACAACAACGGCGGCACGAGCAUGGCGGUGGCGGGGAGCGACUUCGCGAUAGUGGCGGGGGACACGCGCCUGUCCACGGGCUACAGCAUCUACACGCGCUCCGCCUCCAAGAUCUUCCGCAUGUCCGCCCCGCCUCCCCGCUCCCCGCCCCUAUCGCUUCCCCGCCCCCCGACCUCUAUCGCUCACCUCCUUCUCCCCGUUCCUAUCGCUCCUCCGCCCACGUCGCCCUUAUCCUCCCUCUCUCUCUCCUCCCCUACCUUCCUCACCCCCCCUCUCCCCCUCACUCCCUGCUCGCCUGUUGGUCUGUUCCCACGCCUCUCCCCUUCCUUUCUCUGCCUCUGUUGCCUCUCUGCUUCCCUUCUCGCCCCCUUUGCCUCGCGCCUUCCUCCCAACACCUCAUACGCUGCACCCUUCCCCACCAACCUCCGUUGCACUGCGCAUUCCCCUUCCCCGGGGACUCCCACCCCACUUGCCCUGCGCCUCCCCUUUUCCUCCCCCAACCACCCCCACCCCUCUCGCGCGCCCGUGCCCCCAGCUCGGAUCGGUGUGUGCUGCUCGGACCGCUGUGUGCUGGUGAGCUCGGGCUUCCAGGCGGACCGCCGCAUGCUGCAGAAGGUGCUGCACCAACGCCACGAGGUGUACCAGCAGCAGCACAACGAGGAGAUGGGGUGUGAGGCGAUGGCACAGCUGCUAGCCAACACGCUCUACUACAAGCGCUUCUUCCCCUACUACACCUUCAAUGCCCUCGCCGGAUUGGAUGUUAACGGAGUGGGGUGUGUGUAUGGGUACGACGCAGUGGGGUCACACGAGCGUCUGGGGUACGUGGUGCACGGCACGGGGCAGCAGCUCGUGGUGCCCGUGCUCGACUCCCAGCUCAAAGCCGCCAACCCCCUCGUGCUGCCUCCCCAGCCGCUAGCAACGAAGCUAUCACAGGAGGAGGCGGUGGAUCUCAUCAAGGACACCUUCGCCUCUGCUGCAGAGCGCGACAUCUACACCGGCGACGCAUUGGAGAUUGUGGUGAUCGACAAGAAUGGUGUGCGGCGGGAGAUCAUGGACCUGCGCAAGGACUAG